UGGAUCCUCCCUGGUGCUGGAGUGAGAGCCAGCUGAUCCAGCUGUGUUCCCCGGGUGCUGGCCUCACCCCGAUGAGCCUGUCUCUAGGCUUUACCUCCUCCUCUGUGUCAUUCCAGCCUUGGACAAGAUGAGCAAGGAGAGCUUCAACAAUGUCCCUGACCUGGAGCUCAACCCGAUCCGAUCCAAAAUCGUUCGUGCCUUCUUCGAUAACAGGAACCUGCGUAAGGGACCCAGUGGCCUGGCUGAUGAGAUCAACUUCGAGGACUUCCUGACUAUCAUGUCUUACUUCCGGCCCAUCGACACCACCCUGGGCGAGGAGCAGGUGGAGCUGUCCAGAAAGGAGAAGCUGAAAUUUCUGUUCCAUAUGUACGACUCGGACAGCGACGGCCGCAUCACCCUGGAAGAAUAUAGAAAUGUGGUGGAGGAACUGCUUUCUGGGAACCCCCACAUCGAGAAGGAGUCAGCGCGGUCCAUUGCAGAUGGAGCCAUGAUGGAGGCGGCCAGUGUGUGUGUGGGGCAGAUGGAACCGGACCAGGUGUACGAGGGGAUCACCUUUGAGGACUUCCUGAAGAUCUGGCAGGGAAUCGACAUCGAGACCAAGAUGCACAUCCGCUUCCUCAACAUGGAGACCAUCGCCCUCUGCCACUGACCUGCCGCCACUGACCAACGCAAGGGAGGGGGUGGUUGGAAGCUGGAAGUGGCGAGGUCCACUGUUCAGCCCUUUGCCUAAGCUGCUGUGACAAUACCCCUUCCUUAUCCUUCCUGUGGGGUGUGGUGUGCGGGACUCUGCUGUUUUUAUUUCUAAUGAUGACAAUAAAGGUUUCUUAAUGA
Messenger RNA from Peromyscus leucopus (white-footed mouse), 831 nucleotides. It is a transcript of the gene Tesc, whose product is annotated as tescalcin. The coding region runs from base 128 to 649 and encodes 173 amino acids. The transcript is spliced from 7 exons. Lineage: Eukaryota; Metazoa; Chordata; Mammalia; Rodentia; Cricetidae. Gene Ontology annotation, molecular function: calcium ion binding. The record is from RefSeq and is a predicted model, not a curated record.